ACACUCACACCCAAAACCAAAAACCCUAUAGUCUUCCAUAGCCACAAAUCAAUGAAGCCUACUGCAUUCCUUUCUUUCCUCUUCUUCCUUCUCUUCGCCUUUACCGCCACCGCCGUCUUGGCGGAGGUGGUGAUUGACUCCGACGGCGAUAUAAUGAGAAACGGGGGCACAUACUACCUGUCAUCGGCUGCUCCUAUCGGAGGCGGAGGCAUUUUACCUGAUACCAUAAUUAACCAGGGUGAUCCCAAAACCUGCUCAAUCGCUGUGGUUUCAAAAUUGAACACUGAAGGAUGGGAAGUAACUAUAUCUUCUCCUAUCAGAGCUGGCUUCAUCUCCACCACGUUUCCUUUGAACAUAUCGUUCCCUCGUUUAGGACGUAACGUCUGCACCGGCGAUUCAAGAGAUUGGGUCGUCAAAAAUUCCCUUCCUGUUGGUCAGCCUGUGAUGAUUGGCAGUGCAGAAGAAUUUGGCUCUGCUUAUGUUCCUGGUUGGUUCUUUAUCAAGACCCACGACUCAGAAAAGCAUUACUAUAAGCUCGUCUUCUGUGAGCAUGGAAACGAUCACUGUGGAGACAUCGGGGUCAAAGUCGAUGGUGAAGAACGACGGCGUUUGGUUGUCACCGAUAAGGACCCACUGGUUUUUAAGUUUGACAAGGUUAACGAAAGCUUCGCCUCCGAUCUGUCCAUGGUGGUGUGAACUGGGAACCUCUAAGCUGGCCGAAGAUCGAUAAUAAGAAUAAUAAUGGGACGGUGAUGGUGAUGUAAUUAAUAAUGAGAGUGUGACAAAUAUACUUGUUGCACUUCCAAAGAUCACUACUUUAUGUAGUUGCUUAGGUUAGGAACAAAUAUAACAUUAUAUCAUCAUCAGUUAAAUUUCUUGAGCA
Prosopis cineraria is the source of this 883-nucleotide messenger RNA. Its product is annotated as trypsin inhibitor A-like. The record is from RefSeq and is a predicted model, not a curated record. Gene Ontology annotation, molecular function: endopeptidase inhibitor activity. Lineage: Eukaryota; Viridiplantae; Streptophyta; Magnoliopsida; Fabales; Fabaceae. Bases 52 to 696 code for a protein of 214 amino acids. The transcript has a single exon.